GCUCACCCAGAUUAAUUCAGCCACCCAGACUUUGUCCUUCCAAACAAACCAGAAGGUGAUCGUUCCCAUCAACUGUUCUUGUUCCGGUCUUUCUACUUGUCAAUCUAUCAUGAACCAAAACAACAUCUCUGCUACGGGCCUAAAUCAUGGCCAAACGAUUACUAUACCCCUUCUAUGUGCUUGUCCUACCAAAAAUCAAAGUGUUGCUGGCAUCAAAUAUCUACUCACUUGCAUAAACAUUACGGAUGAUUAUGUUUACAUUAUAAGUUAUCAGUUUGGAACUACUGAUACGGAGGCCCCUGCAGCUAAUACCAUAUUACGAAUUCUUUUGUCCUUCCACAAUUUCUCUGCAAUUGCUAUGCCCAGAGGGGAUUUUAAUAAGAUCAGAUGGAUCAGAGUUGUCUUAGAGGCAAUCUCCCAGAGGUCCACUUUCAAUAAGAGCUUCGAGCUCUGAUUCUGAUUCCCAUCAGAAUCAUUAUCGUCGACCUAUUGCUGAUCGGAGCCCAAAGUUGAGAGUUUCAGAAAGCCGAUCUCCGAGAGAAUCUCAUCCUGAUUCAUUGCAGAAGAAGCUGGGAACCCGCAUUUCCGACUGCGGCCUCCACCAUCUUCAUCACUUUCAUCAGCCGGGAACCUGAAAUGAGAGAGAACAAAGAACACCUCCUUCCUUAUAACGCUGAGUUGCAGGGUUCCUCUUGAUUUGAGGAUAUUAUUUGCAGAGAGGGGAUGGAAGUAAAAAUGUCAUUUGGCAUAUAACUCUAUCAAUGUUAACACUAUAAGGGACAUAUGUAAUUUUAAAUUUCACA
Macadamia integrifolia is the source of this 803-nucleotide messenger RNA. RefSeq names its product serine/threonine receptor-like kinase NFP. Bases 110 to 454 code for a protein of 114 amino acids. The transcript is spliced from 3 exons. The record is from RefSeq and is a predicted model, not a curated record. NCBI's taxonomy places the organism in Eukaryota, Viridiplantae, Streptophyta, Magnoliopsida, Proteales, Proteaceae.